CAUCACUGUUGUAAUAGUGCUAAUUUAUGAUUGCUUCUACUACCAGUGUGACUUUUGAGACAUGUUAAAGGACGUUUAUACGCGCGACCCACCCACCACGCAUCGCUCGUACCAUCCCCAACCAGUUUACAUAUCCGCUUCCUAUCCCCAACGGUAUAUAUCUCACCUAUAAUGGCUUUCCUCCAUUGAGUGCAUAUAUCAGGGAGCCGCUGAUAUAUUUUUUUUCGUCGACUUUCAUCCUUAUCCAGUCUCUCUCAAAAACUGCUUUCCGAUUCAAAUCCCCCUUUGGUCAACUUCAGUUCGUUAUAUCGGAGUCCUGACAGGAAGAACGUCAUCCUCAAUACUGCUCAUACGACCGGCAUGCUUUGCUCCGUUAUCGCAGUACUUACGACUGCGCUCUGGAGAAACUUGCCUUUCAGCCCAACAUCAUGCCUCAACGUUUCAGCAGUCACGAUGGCGUUGUCAUCAAGAUACAUCGAAAGGCAGUAUCGUUUGGCUAGCAAGCUGUUUUGGGUCUCCACACUUGCCGAAGCCGAUAUCGCCUUUGUCCACGCCGAGAUCCUUUCCCAUUUCGCCAUCUUCACCGCUAUUCUUCUCUCCAUUCUCGAAUUCUCUCCCCUCACCAAGGACCAAUCUCCUUUUCUUUCAUGGCUCCGCCUCUUCAUCCUAUGGCUGCCCCUGUUUCAAGGUUCAAUAUCAUGUAAGGACGAGCUACUCUUUCCACAAUCUUGGACAUCGAUGAUACCGCAACGGGGAGAUGAAGUGGAUGUAAAGAGGCUGCAGAGAGAGGCAAGUUGUAAUAAGCCCGAAGGGUUUUGGAUGAAAGCGUACGAAUACGUGAAGAAGUGUGAUAAGGCAGCACAAGCGUCCGGGGAGGGAUCGUCGAUCAAGAUUUGGGAGGAAAGAUUCGCAAAGGCGUGGGUCAAGGAACGUAAAGGUUCGAGGUUGGAGUGUGGUUCUGCCCUCAGAUGAGAAUUGUUUUGUCCACACUAGUUACUUGUAGCUGUUGUAGUACGUUUUAUGCAUUGUAUAAG
Cryptococcus deneoformans JEC21 is the source of this 1034-nucleotide messenger RNA. RefSeq lists its product as hypothetical. The record is from RefSeq and is a predicted model, not a curated record. Lineage: Eukaryota; Fungi; Basidiomycota; Tremellomycetes; Tremellales; Cryptococcaceae. The coding region runs from base 361 to 972 and encodes 203 amino acids. The transcript is spliced from 4 exons.